UACCGAAAGAAAGGCGAUGUUGUUGUUAUAAAAAUAAAAUGCUCGUCAAAUCCACAUUACAAGUAAAAUAUGAAAAGAAAUGUUGAGAGUAAAAAAUGAAUCGCCGAAAACGAAAGUUGAAACGAAAUAACGAAAAUGUACGGUACGAGUUACAUCACAUUGAUUUUGUUUACACUGUUCCGCAUAUGGGCUGCAGAAAACACAGACGAAAACAAAAAUGUUCUCGUUAUAGAGGACAAUUUAGAAUCUCCGCUGUGUUGCAAUUUAACUGCUGAACAUAUUGAGAUAGAAUAUAGUUCAAAAACGGUUGAAAAUGAAUACAUUGUCAUGUUUAAUGGCUACUACAAGAAUCAGGCAAGAGUCAACUACAUAAAUACAGCAUUAAAUUCAUCCGGUAUAAGAAAAUGGAAGAUAUUGGCACGCGAAAAUCCAGCUAGUGAUUAUCCAAGUGACUUCGAUGUAGUGAUUAUGGAAGAUACAGAGAGAUUUGAGGGCCUAAAUGCUUUAAAAGAUCAUCCAGCAGUUAAAAGGGUGACAUCACAGAGGAUGGUUUCAAGGACCUUAAAGUUUGUGAAUGCAGAUUAUGUGAGGAUAGGAAGAACAAAUUUAAAUUUAAAACCAAACCACAGCAGGCAUCAAAGUAGGAGGUUGCUCCGUGCAAUACCCAGACAGAUUACCAGUGUUCUAGGUGCAGAUUCAUUGUGGAAUAUGGGUAUAACAGGGAAGGGAGUGAAAGUUGCCAUUUUUGAUACAGGUUUAUCAAAGGCACACCCACAUUUUAGAAAAAUUAAGGAACGAACAAAUUGGACUAAUGAAAAAACUUAUGAGGAUGGUUUGGGUCAUGGGACAUUUGUAGCUGGUGUGAUAGCUUCAAGCAAAGAAUGUUUAGGGUUUGCCCCUGAUUCAGAAUUGCACAUUUUCCGCGUUUUUACCAGCAAGCAGGUUUCAUACACCUCAUGGUUUUUGGAUGCCUUCAAUUAUGCCAUUUUAAAGAAAAUUAAUGUGCUGAAUUUAAGUAUUGGUGGGCCAGACUUCAAGGAUCACCCAUUUGUUGACAAGGUUUGGGAAUUGACUGCAAAUAAAGUUAUUAUGGUGUCUGCAAUUGGCAAUGAUGGACCUUUAUAUGGAACUUUGAACAAUCCAGCUGAUCAAAUGGAUGUAAUAGGAGUCGGUGGUAUAAACUUUGAAGAUCAAAUAGCAAAAUUCUCAUCAAGAGGCAUGACAACUUGGGAAUUGCCUCAAGGAUAUGGUAGAGUGAAGCCAGAUAUUGUGACCUAUGGAUCAGCAGUGAAGGGCUCAAAUAUAAAAGGUGGAUGUAGAACUCUUUCAGGAACUAGUGUUGCUUCACCUGUUGUAGCAGGAGCUGUGACUUUAUUGGCAAGUGGAGUGUUGCACAGAGGUGAUAUCAUAAAUCCAGCCAGCAUGAAACAAGCACUUAUGGCAUCUGCUAGAAGAUUGACUGGUGUCAACAUGUUUGAGCAAGGUCAUGGGAAACUAAAUCUUUUGAAAGCAUAUCAAAUUUUGAACACCUAUAAACCACAGGCGAGCCUUAGUCCAAGUUAUGUGGACCUUAGUGAAUGUCCAUACAUGUGGCCUUAUUGCACCCAACCCCUCUACUACGGUUCUCUUCCCGUCAUCGUUAACAUCACCAUCCUCAACGGACUCGGCGUCUCGGGACGAAUUGUAGGCAAGCCCCAAUGGCAUCCCUACGUUCAACAUCAAGGAAAUAUGCUUGACGUGGCCGUUUCCCACUCGGAGCUGCUUUGGCCUUGGUCCGGGUGGAUGGCGGUCAGUUUGAGCGUCGCAGCUGAAGGUGCUACUUAUGAGGGUGUGGCCCACGGCCAUGUAGCUCUCACAAUUGAAUCACCACCCGGACCUGGCGAGACUGAGCCGAGACAGAGCUCUGUACAACUAGCCAUUAAAGCCAAGAUCGUUCAAACGCCACCCAGACACAAAAGAAUACUGUGGGAUCAGUAUCACAACUUGAGGUACCCACCAGGGUAUUUUCCUAGGGAUAAUUUAAAAGUGAAAAACAAUCCGUUGGAUUGGAAUGGCGAUCACAUCCACACUAACUUCAAGGAGAUGUACCAAAAUCUGCGAAACGCUGGUUAUUACAUUGAGGUGCUGGGGUCGCCCUUCACUUGUUUCGAUGCCUCACAAUAUGGUACUCUAUUAAUCGUCGAUCCCGAAGAAGAGUUCUUUCCGGAGGAAAUUUUAAAACUUAAGCGGGACGUGGACAGCGGACUGUCCGUUAUUGUGUUCGCAGACUGGUACAAUGUGACUGUAAUGAAAAAAGUGAAGUUCUACGACGAGAAUACAAGACAGUGGUGGAUGCCAGAUACGGGCGGCAGUAACGUACCAGCUUUAAACGAUUUAUUAGCAUCUUGGGGCGUACAAUUAGGUGACAGGGUUUUUGAAGGACAUUUUAAACUUAAUGAUCACGACAUGUACUACGCCUCAGGGACUAGCAUUAAAAAGUUUCCCGACGAUGGUAUCUUGCUUUCUGCUUCACUUCUUGACCAAGGAGCUCAGAUUUUGGGCGAAGUUGAUGAGGAGAAGUAUAAAGUUCCUCUCUUAGGACUAUUGCAGACGAAGUAUUCGGAGAAGAGUGGUCGAAUCAUUGUCUACGGCGAUUCAAAUUGUAUCGAUGGCAGUCAUUUAGAAAACCCAUGUUACUGGAUGUUGGAUGCGAUGCUAGAGUACACGUCAACGUCUCAUUUGCCUUCUGUCUUCAAAGAUAACCAAAUGGAAAGCUCUAAGGAUGUGGUUGUAACAGAUCAUCCAGCCAGAAUGGAAGGGAAUAGACUUUAUAGAUAUUCUAAGGUGUUGGAGGGACAUUUAGGCGAGUCUCAAACAAGGCCUUUACCACAAUGUCCUCAUCUAGUCUGGUCGCAGCCAGUACCUUUAAAUGUAACGGCUCCGCCCGUUUUGUAUCAACCUCAGAAAUUAUUGUCGUUGAUGGAGGACAGCGGUGUUCCCGUUCACAAUGUGGAUAACAUUAUUAAAGACGCUUCCGGUCACGAGAACAGCGCCGAACUGAUCGAGUGGAGCUGGCGUAACAACCGACCGUCGGACGCAGGUUCACGUCACGACGAGAACUUCAGCGUUACGAUUGCCCUCUGCUUGCUGCUCACGUUGCUUGUGGUCUACUACUUCCUGAAGUGGACAUGGUGCCGUCCUAAACCCAAGAAGCGAAAACUAUGCAAGAGGUUGCUCAAUAUUGUGCAAUGCCGUAGAUUAUCCACGGUUUAAAUUGAUGUUUGAUACUCUCUGGAGCGUUAUUUAUAUGCCAAUAACAAUUUUUAUGAGAUUUAUUUCACCAAUUAUAGAACAAAUAGAAUAAUUUUAUUAUGUUUAAGUAUAAAAAGACAGCGUACAAUAAUUUGAAUAUAGGGGUUUAUCUAACAUGAUGAAAACUUCACUUGAUCUUUUCGUUAGAUGCACUGAAGUUUCUGUGUAUAUAAGGUUAAUUAUUUUUUAUACAUUAAUACUGAUUUUAAAUAAAUAACCUUCAUGAAAGUAUCAUAUUUCAAUAAGUAGGUAUGUUAUAUAUUUCAGAACUCAUUAGAAUAAAUAUAUAUUAUUUGUGUUCUAUAACAACUAAUUGUAACACCAUAUAUUACAUUUAUAUUUUACUUCAAGUAUUUUAGUCACUUUAAUUAUUAUAAACUAUAGUUUAUUGUAAAAAGUUUUAUACAAAAAUGUGAUUUAUAUUUAAUAAGAAAAACAAAAAUUAGAAUUCGUAAAUUUAAUAUCAUUAAAUAAUUAUUGAACACCAAUAAUAUACACUAUUUUUAUUAUUUGAUUUAAUUUAACCACACAUUUUCCUACGUUAUUCAGAAAUACCAUUACAAUGAUUCUAAUUGAUCAUUAUGAUUGAAUGAGAUUCCCAUUGUUAUAUUUUUUAUUAUGCGAUGUUCCGAUUAGUAUAAUCUCUUAUCUUACCGUUUACAACUGAAUUUCGCCUCGUAAAUUAUGACAAUUGCUGUCCUAAUCAAUCAUAAUGAUUUACAUUGCUCUUGUUCAACCUUUACCUAAAUGUCAUCCCUUAAGCACAUCAAGUAAAAAUUAUGCGCCGUACUUUUCCGAGUUCAAACCAUUUCACAGCUGUUAUGCUUUGUAACAUAGAUAAUGUGUACAUAUAGAAUAAUAAGUCUACAACUAGCAGCAUCAUUUGUAAUUUGUCACUAUUUCAUUUUUGUACAUAUACUCGAUAUAUUUAUGUAUGUUUUGUAGUAAAAGAUUUUAAAAAUGAUAUUAAAUUAUUUAUACUGAA
This is a messenger RNA of Aethina tumida (small hive beetle), 4276 nucleotides long. RefSeq names its product membrane-bound transcription factor site-1 protease (gene S1P). Bases 136 to 3252 code for a protein of 1038 amino acids. The record is from RefSeq and is a predicted model, not a curated record. Gene Ontology annotation, cellular component: Golgi apparatus. Gene Ontology annotation, molecular function: serine-type endopeptidase activity. Gene Ontology annotation, biological process: proteolysis. NCBI's taxonomy places the organism in Eukaryota, Metazoa, Arthropoda, Insecta, Coleoptera, Nitidulidae. The transcript is spliced from 6 exons.